ACCAAAAAGACCUAUCGGUUUGUGAUCGUGCUGAUAGCUUGUAUCGUGUAUAUCGGUUUUAUUUUUCCAAUAUUCAUUCGUAAAUUUCGGUUGGACUUGCGAUCUGUAGACAAGGAUAAAAAUCGUCGGGUCGUCGUACAUCACGGCUUUCGUGCAAAAUGAAGCCAUCGUCUCGUCCUAGCGAACUUUCAUCCGUACAACUGAAGAACAACUACCGGUUUGAAAAUUAAGAACAACUCUCGGCCGUACAUCAACUAACUAUACUCGUCUGUAGUACUCCAUGUGGUCUAAAGCAAAGCCUAAUGUAUUCUUCGUGUUAAAUUUUGAUUUUCUUUUUCGCAAUCCAAAUUCCUCAAGGGCCACGCGCUACUUCACCCCUGACUGAGAAGAUUGUGGCUCUAAGUAUUGCACCACGCUCUAUAAUUUCUUUACUCAUUUGCAUUUUUAAUUUGUUUCUGACCUCCACACAUUUGUAACUUAUUGUUGUUUUUUGUUCAUCCCUAAUAUCCUAUUUUCAAACUAUUGUGCAUAUGUUGAAUUCGCCGACUACUAUUACUUGUUUUUCAGUCAAAAAAAGUUGAUGGAUUGCGGAGCGGGGGGCGGCGGAGCCCCGACGGGGGGAGUGGAUAAUAUCAUCGAAGGGGACAACACCUCGACUGCCGCCUUCACCACCGACACCAAUUCCGAGGGGGACAGGGUAUAAUGCGUUUAAUUUCUGGUUUUUCAUCGAUUCUCGUCCGAUGCUCCGUACUCUGGAAUUAUAGGAUCUAGUUUUUUUGCUAUGCUGCUCCCUCGUCAGGAGGUCCCCUUCGCAUUCUGUCCAGUUCUGUCCCGGACGUAUUUUUUUGAUGUUCCGCUGCAAGACUUAUGCUUUCAAAGGUGAAGAGUUGUGAAACUAACAAAGCAACUAAUAUACUGCUCUACCAUCACAGCGGCCGCCGAAGUCUUUUUCCAAGUCCCGCAAGACGUCUUCAACAACCCAUGGCACCAGUGCAGCCGGCAGUUCGAGCCGCAGCACGCACGGCGGGCACCGCGGAAGCAGCAGCAGUUCCAGCAGCAGCUCGGCGGCGGGAACGGAGGACGAGUUCGAAAUACUAACGUACGGUGCGGUCACCUACGUCAAGGACCCGAAGGACAACCGGAGCACGAAAGAGUUGAAGGAGGUAAUCGCGAACAACCUCGCGUGCAACGAGCCGUUGGUUUCGGACAACGAGAAGUCGGCACGCGGUGGGUCGAAGGACAGAAAUGGAAACAAGGUCGAGGCGGAAGAUGGUACUUCUAUAAAGAUUUGUGAAUUAUUGGGUGCUUGAUGCGAUAUCUGGAACUGGAAGUGAAUUGGAGGUCAGAAAAUAGAGCUUUAGUUAGAGCUUUACUUCUUUUAGCAUGGGUUCGAGCAAGAGAAAUUGUUCGUACUGAAGCGUACUACACAACACUAGAAUUAUCGCAUCACAACUUUCAUCAUUCCUCAGGCCCCUCCCUUCUCGACACGGCUGCGGAGUACAUUUCUGGCAUGGUCUCCUCCUCCCCGGCCAAGAAGAAGAGCCGCGCGCUACGAAUCAACGACGGACGUUCGAACAGCCGAGAUCAUGUUGGAAACAAUAACGACACAACCACCGCUGGUUCGCACAUCGUGGACAUGCUGGGCAUUAGCGGCACAACUAAUAACGCCGCGGGGACCUCCCAUAACGACAACAACGACGCUUCUUUUCUGUCCACCUCUUCGUUGUCAAAUACCAGCCACAAAUCCGCGAGUUCGCCGGAGCAAGAGAACCCGAAAUCUUUGGUAAUCGACGAAACAAAACUCCUCGGCGUGCAGGCCCCGGACGGAUCCUCUUUUCUCGCGUAUUUUGGCGGCUACCGGAAGGAGUUCGACCGGAUCAGCAGCCGCAUUUUGAAGAAGCGCGAGAACAUCGAGCGGCGGCGACUGAACCCCAGCACGUUUUUCGGCAUGGAGCACCAGACCGACGGGGUAUCAAAUGUAAAAAUGUCUGGGUCUGGAAGGUUGGAGCUUGUGAUGCUAACUUUGGACGCUAAAAAAAUCUGUAUUGCAUGACCAGCAAAAGGAGUCUAGUUUGUGCCAUGCGCGGAGGGCAUUUGUCAUGCGGAAUACGCACCAGAAAGCCAAAAAAGAAAAUCUGUGAUGCUACGCCAUGCAUUACAGGCAUCAUGUGUCAUGCAAAUAUGCAUGACAAACCUCGCGCCUUAUUUUUAAAAAAAUCUACUUUAGCUUUUACUUGGGCUGUGGGAACGAGACCAAGGAGACGAACAAGACCAACAUUUAUUUUUCCACCCUGGUGCCACCUUUAGUAUCAUUAUGGCCUUUCCUUGUCAUGAUCUGUUCCGGCUUCCGGUGUUUGUCAUGCAUUUUCCGCCCAGGCCCACCCUGGUGCUGUUGUUCGGACUGUCCCCACGUCCGGUUUCGUUGGCCUUUUGCAUGCUAGUCCUAGGGUAUUGUCUUCACCCGCACACUCUCGUGUUCAGGACACCUUUACUGAUACUACUGGUGCUACCACCUUUUAGGGUGAUUUUUUCGACGUAGGUGGGACUGUGUCUUAGUUGCUGUUUUUCAUCGUUUUUUUACUUUUCUUUUAAUCCCUCGGUGCUAGGAAAAGUUUUUGCACAGGGCAAUUUCUAUCCAGAUAUCCACACAGCUGUCGUCGCGGCCGUCCCAGAUGCUGUUGUGCUUGUCUUUCGAUAGAAAUCGCGUUGUCCAAUAAUUUCUUCUAGAGUUUACCGGGUAUGAGGCUACCGUUUGUCGAAUUAAUUUACGAGGGGACGCCCAGCCCUUAGCCUUCCAACAUGACAAACCUCGCACUCUUCCAGACCCAGACAUUUUUGCAUUUGAUACAGGGUUUUGAUUGACCAAAUGUCCGACUUGGAAGUCUUGUACUCGCGGCACCAGGUUUUGUUCCUGUGUUUAUUGUUCCUAGACUUCUUCGUGAUGACGCAAUACCUCUGGAUCAGCUACCACACCGGCAUGGAAUUGUGGGGCCUGAAGGGGAACAAGAAAGGUACUACAGUGCAACUACUAGCUUAGUGCAGCGGACUGCUUGUGUAGAAUAUUUCUGGGACGACCACUUCUGGAACGAUUUAUUUUCGGUGAUGUAGUACUGCUUUUCAGGCUAAAUCCUCGCAGCCAACGAGGACCUGUGGAUGAACGUGGUUGCACAGAAGAAACAUGUUAGUUCAGGACCGAAAAAAACUAAAAUCUAACAAUCACCCCACAUCACGACACAGGUAUGCACGACAUUUACUGGAUCCUUUUUCUGAUCCAAUGCGGGUUUUGCCUCUUCUACUACGGGUUCGGGCUCCGGGCGUGCAUGGGCCGGCCGAUCGAGAAGCACGAGUACAUGGGACGAUUUUGCGUCGCGUCCAUUGUCGGCUUGGUGUUGAUGAUCUUCGCGGAAUACGUGCGGAAGUUCAACCUGUUCAUCUUUUUCAUGCGGCUGGUGAUGCACUUGUACAGCAAGUUUCUGAUCACCCUGAACCAGCACUUUUUCCUGUCCAAUUCCGGGUCGGACGUGUACCAAUUACUCGCUACCCAAGCGGCGGAGGAGGACGAGUCCGCAGGGGAGGAGGACGACUACGCGGAGACCAGGCAAGCCUUGCUGGAAAUCCACCGUCGGGAGGCCGCGGAGCAGGCGGCGUGAGACGGAGGAUAGAAAUUGCAAUUGGUGCUUUCAUUUUCCGCUCCUCGAAACCGAAAAAUCAAAAAUCUAUCACAAUGACUGGGACAAAGAUACGUACGAGCUAUAAGUUUGCAACUAUUUACAACUCUCCAGGAUGCUGGUGGUGCGUGGUGCAACGAGUCCUAUUCGAGCAGCCGGUUUUUUUAUUUUUGAAACGCGGCAUUGUACUUACUACGCCGGUCGUGCACAACGUGAAUUAAAUACGUGAAUGUACAAAAUGUCACUUGAUGCUGAAGCAGCACUACACAACAUGUACAACUACUCAAGACCACACAGCAUGAUUUUUGCCUAACGCAUGAAAAUUAUAACCCUUGUAAUAGAUUGUAGUUGUUUUUGAUUGUACACACACAACAUGUAAAAUGCGACGGAACCUCCACACGGAGAUGUAAAUGCAGCUUGUAUACGAUACGCCAAUAUCAAGUAGUAUUGAUUUCAAACUAUGCACAGAGCACUGCAUUUUUGUACUUUGUCCUAUCACAUCAAUCUGUACACCUCUACUAAUACCUCCAGUUUGUGUUUGACAGUGUGCGGUGUCGACUCACUUUCUUACACUUACAUUUUCCUUCAUACAUCGAGAUCAUUUCCUAUACCAGCGUUUUAGUAUUUUCUUCUUGUUACACUCAAGUUACUCAUUUGAAAAGGGUGAAAGGCUGUUUAGUUCCGCCAUAACAAGUUUUUUCAUCCGGUGCGGUUUGAAGAUAUUUUUCCACUGCAAGAAAUUGGUUGUUACGUGGUCCAUUGGAUACUUAAACUCAAAGGGAGGUCGAGAGGUUGGAUACUGUUUUUUUUUCUUUCCCGCCUCGAGACCUCUGAACAGCACGACAUGGUGGACCGGGCAACAGGAUCGCCUCUAAAUUCUUCUUGUACCAAUAUGUGUAACUUCUACUUCACCUAGCGAAAAAAUAAAUACAAGUUCAAGUAAGAACAUGGGUGGUGAGGAUUUGCUUUCCAUCGCAUACUCUUUAGGUUUUUUUCGGGACGACCAUUUUGGG
Molecule: messenger RNA, 4681 nt
Organism: Amoebophrya sp. A120
Lineage: Eukaryota; Dinophyceae; Syndiniales; Amoebophryaceae
Source: the annotation of a GenBank genome assembly